AUGCAGAAGAUAGACUAUAGCAAUGUAAAGCAUUUUCUUACAUAUAAAGAAAUUAUGGAUGGGUAUGAAGUUAAUUCAGGUGAUAGCUACGCACAUAAAUGCAAGGGUUUGUAUAAUAGCUAUUCAUUUGAUGUUGAAUCUAGAAUACUUGAAAAAUGCCCUCAAGCUAUAUCAUAUUUAAAAAGGAUAAGUGAUUAUGACGAUAAGAAUAAGAGAAUAAUUGCUUAUAAUUAUUUGCAUUAUUGGAUAUAUCACGAUUUACUUCAGGAGAAAAAAAUCGAAAAUAACAAUUUGCCAUCUAUUUAUUUAAUUAAUGUAUUUAAGGAAAUUUAUAAGAAUAAAAGUCUAUCAGAUUUUUAUUCGGUAAAAUUUAAAACUAAUGAUGAUUUAGAAAAACUCUCAAUUAUAUAUGAGAUGCAUAAAAAUUAUGACAUAUUAGAAAAAUUUUGUUUAAAUAGAGAUAAAAAUGGUUUUUGUGAUAUCAUUAAAGAAAAGAUAGAUCCAUAUAUGAAGAUAUUUAAAAUUAAGGAUAUUGUUGCUACUAAAGAAGAAGUAAAAACUACCUGUAAAUCUAAUGUAUCAGGUCCAAUUGUAAUUACAUUUGUAGUGACGUUAUUAAUAUGUAUUUUUCUAUUCAUUCUGAUUAAGGUUAAUUGUUUCACCUCGUAUGGCACAUACUUACGCCUUGGAUUAGAUAGUAUAAAAAAAAAGUUAAGUACACUGGGUGAAUACAAAACACUACAGAAUUCUGAUAUAUCGAGCAGAAUUGCAAUGAAUGAAAGAUAUAAUAUAUUGUACAACGUUGAAUAA
This is a messenger RNA of Plasmodium gonderi, 810 nucleotides long. Its product is annotated as variable surface protein. The coding region runs from base 1 to 810 and encodes 269 amino acids. The record is from RefSeq and is a predicted model, not a curated record. The transcript is spliced from 3 exons. NCBI's taxonomy places the organism in Eukaryota, Apicomplexa, Aconoidasida, Haemosporida, Plasmodiidae.